Brachypodium distachyon (stiff brome) is the source of this 1794-nucleotide messenger RNA. Its product is annotated as pentatricopeptide repeat-containing protein At4g25270, chloroplastic. The transcript has a single exon. NCBI's taxonomy places the organism in Eukaryota, Viridiplantae, Streptophyta, Magnoliopsida, Poales, Poaceae. Gene Ontology annotation, molecular function: protein binding; RNA binding. The record is from RefSeq and is a predicted model, not a curated record. Gene Ontology annotation, biological process: RNA modification. Bases 51 to 1499 code for a protein of 482 amino acids.
UCUGCUCGGUUCACCUGAAGAAGAAGCAACAAGAGCCAUUCAUUCAUCCAAUGGCGCUAACAGCCACCGUCAGCCAAGCCUCCGGCGCGCUCCCACGGCGGCGCCACCGCCGCGCGCCCGCUUCCUCCACCCGGCUGACCACCCCGUCCCUCCCCUCCUCCGCUUCGUCUCCGGCAACAACAACCCUGGACCGCGUGCUCGCGGACCUCGAGUCCAACCCGCGGCUCCUCACGCCGGCCCUCCUGGCCCCGCUCCUCGCGGCGCUCCCUCUCCACCACGCCCCGCGCCGCCACCUCGCCGCCCUCCGGGGGCUGCUCCCGGUCUCCCUCCUCCGCCGGCACCCGGAGCUCUCCCUCCGCCUGCUCCACCUCCACGCCUCCCUCGGCCUCCUCGCCUACGCGCACCACAUCUUCGACCGCCUCCUCCCCGCUCGCACCCGCCGGGACGAAGCCUUCCCCUGGAACUGCCUCCUCGCCGGCUACGCGCACCUGGGCCGCCAUGGCGACGCGCUCGCCGUCUACCUCCAGAUGGGCGAGGAGGGCGUGCCGAGGGACCGCUUCACCUUCCUCUGUGCGCUCCGGUCCUGCGCCGGCGCCGGCGUCGGGGCCGCCGCCGAGAUCGGCCGGGCCGUGCACCGUGACGCCGUGCGUGCCGGCCUCGCCGAUGAGGUCUCCGUCUGCGACGCGCUAGUGGACAUGUAUGCCGAGUGCGGCGACCUGGAGAUGGCUCGGAAGGUGUUCGAUGCAAUGCCCGAGAGGGACGGCGUCUCGUGGAACGUCUUGCUUACCGGAUGCCUGCGGCAUGGGCCCUCGCCACGGGCUAUGGAGGUCUGGAGAAGGAUGCUGGGAGAAGGGCACGAGCCUGACUCGGUCGCGUUGUCGACGAUGCUCUCGCUCUCGUCGCUGCAACCCAGUAAACAGGGACUGGAGGUUCAUGCCUGGGUGAUCCGUCAUGGGCUCAAGACGGAGCUGUCGGUGGCAAAUGCUCUGGUUGAGAUGUACUCCAGGAGGAAUGAGCUAGGCCAUGCCGUGUCGGUGUUCGAGUCGAUGGCGGUGAGGGACCUGGUCUCCUGGAACGCUAUAAUCUCCGCGCACCGACGAGACUUUGGAGUCCUGAUGGUGUUCCGUCGCAUGGUGGACUCCGGAACGCGGCCUGAUGAGACCACCUUUGCAGCGGUGCUCUCUGCGUGCGAGGAUUUAGGAUUGGUGGAAGGUGGAACAAGGCUGUUCUCCGAGAUGGAGAAUGAAUAUGGCAUUCAGCCUACGCUGGAGCACUAUACAUGUGUUGUGAACAUGCUGGGCAAAGCAGGGUUGGUCAACGAGGCUUAUGAGUUCAUAUCGAAGAGGGCGCCUCUCGGUCGUGAACCAACGAUCUUGAAGGCUCUGCUGGAUGUUAGCUCGGUACAUGGCAACAUCAGGAUCAGGGAAAUCGCCGCAAAGAUGUUGUCCGACUUGGAGGCUGACAAUGUGCAUAAUUUUGUUACCGAUGAAAAUCUAUGAAAACACGACGAGGUGCAGAGAGUGAAGAAGAUGAUGAUGGAUAAAGGGUUGUAAAGUGAGCUGAUGGAUCACCCAUGAUCACAAUAUUUGCUCCUUUGCUGCUAAUUUGUGGUGAUUUUGCACAGACUUGACUUUGCACAUUGUAUUUAACCCAGAUUCAGGUUCUAAUAUUUCUAUAGUCCAGGAUCAGUAUGACAUGGAUUCUUGUGUUUAUACUGGUCGGAGAUAAUCAUGUUUCAUGGUACUCAGUGUACAGUUAUGCUUUUGUCUGUGAAAUAGCGAUUCUUCUGAUGCA